Messenger RNA from Durio zibethinus, 902 nucleotides. It is a transcript of the gene PDIL5-1, whose product is annotated as PDI-like 5-1. Gene Ontology annotation, biological process: protein folding. NCBI's taxonomy places the organism in Eukaryota, Viridiplantae, Streptophyta, Magnoliopsida, Malvales, Malvaceae. The record is from RefSeq and is a predicted model, not a curated record. Gene Ontology annotation, molecular function: protein disulfide isomerase activity. Gene Ontology annotation, cellular component: endoplasmic reticulum.
AGUAUAAUGUCACGUGAAAAGCACGUGCCAUAUAGCUUUUCCUUUUAGUCUUUGGCUUUGCUGAAACCGGUUCAAGAAACAAUCUGAGUCGCGAAUCAAGAACAGCUAGCAUCUCCAUCUCCAACCGCUUUUCGAUUCUAAUUGAAAAGAAACAAUGAAAGAAAACAAGCUCGUUGAAGAAACACGUUUAUCAGCCAUGAAAAUCAACGGUCGCUUUGCUCUCCUUCUACUUUUUUUCUUGAUCUCAAUAACUGUUCAGACAGAAGCCGAAGUCAUAACCCUAACUCCCGACACCUUCUCCGACAAGGUAAAGGAGAAAGACACGGCAUGGUUUGUGAAGUUUUGUGUUCCUUGGUGUAAACAUUGUAAGAACUUGGGAACAUUGUGGGAUGACUUAGGAAAGACAAUGGAAGGAGAAGAUGAAAUAGAGAUAGGAGAAGUUGAUUGCGGCAUAAGCAAAUCUCUAUGCACUAAAGUAGAUAUUCAUUCGUAUCCCACAUUUAAGCUCUUUUAUGAUGGAGAAGAAGUUGCCAAAUAUCAAGGGCCUAGGGAUGUUGAAUCGCUAAAAACAUUUGCAUUGGAAGAAGCAGAAAAGGCUGCAGAAAAAGCACAGCUAGGCAGUGAUAAAGAGUUGUGAUCAUCCAGAAGAGGUGAAACUUCUGAGAAGAAACAGGGUGGCGGUUGCUCUUCACAAUGGGAAGCUUAAAUUUUGAAGACACCCUAAAUUACACAGGGUCUUCAGGGCUGUACUGGAUUGUGUAACGAAUAUGAUGUUUGCGUCUUUUUCUGCAUAUUCCUAGCUAGAUGUGGGACUAAUCUUGUGGGCAUGGCAAUGGCCUGUAUUCGUGAGAAUUUAUACACUGAAUGUUGACUGAUUUUGAAUUAGUUUUGCGUGUUAUGGA